UGCGUGUGCGAUUACCCGGAUGAGGCUGACCGCCAUCUUUACUCCAUUCUCUCUGUGUUGCCGGUUGGGCAGACCAGCUUUCGAGUCGACCCAGUUGGUUUCUAGGAACAGCUGACAGACGAGGCACGUUAACGUGUGUCCCCCCUCCCCUCCCGACAAAUUGAUUUGUCACUUUCGACUGUUCCCCACAAACCUGUCUUUUCGCAAUGGCAGAGCGAGAGGAUUUUGUUUACAAGGCAAAACUCGCUGAGCAGGCCGAGCGAUAUGACGAAAUGGUGUCGUCUAUGAAGAAUGUAGCGGGCAUGGAUGUGGAGCUCACAGUGGAGGAGAGGAACCUCCUGUCAGUGGCUUACAAAAAUGUGAUUGGUGCUAGGCGAGCUUCCUGGAGGAUAAUCAGCAGCAUUGAACAGAGAGAUGAGAGCAAGGGUGAAGAAGAAAAAUUGAAGAUGGUCCGGGAGUACAGGAAAACGGUUGAGGAUGAGCUUAAAUCAAUCUGUGGUGACAUUCUGGAGGCAUUGGAAAGGCACCUACUCCCCUCUGCUGUUGCUGGAGAGUCUAAAGUCUUCUACAACAAAAUGAAGGGUGACUACCACAGAUACCUGGCAGAGUUUGCCACAGGCAACAGCAGAAAGGAAGCAGCAGAACAAAGCCUGGUGGCCUACAAAACUGCUACUGAUCUUGCCACGGAAGCGCUGCCACCCACACACCCAAUUCGCCUUGGUCUCGCGCUCAACUUCUCAGUCUUCUAUUACGAGAUCCUCAACUCACCUGAUCGUGCUUGCAGGCUGGCAAAGGCUGCGUUUGAUGAUGCAAUUGCUGAACUGGAUACGCUGAAUGAAGAUAGCUACAAGGACUCCACACUUAUCAUGCAAUUAUUACGUGACAACCUGACACUAUGGACUUCAGACAUGCAGGGAGAAGAAGAACAGACCACGGAGGCACUGCAAGAUGUUGAGGAUGAAGCACAGACUUAAAGAAGACUUUGCCACUAGCAGCCAACAACUUGUGACCCCAUAAAAUCCACCCAACUCUACCAACUCGUCACACUCCUUCCUUGACCUCCUUGUUUGCCCUCGCUUUGCUAUUCCUCCUCUCUUUUCUUCCUCCUUUCUCUUCCGACUCUUCAGCCCCUGCUAUUCCAGGACCCACCUGGAUCCUGGACGUUGAUAAACUUUUUAUUAUUAUUAUUUUUAUAUAUAUUAGUCCUUACACAAUUGCAGAAGAUACCACUUCAUUCAGUCAGGAAAUAUAAUGUUAGAGAGACAAAGAGGAAGCCCCUGGGUUUUUUUUUUCCUGUUAUAAGCAGUUUUGAAAUGUAAUCUUUUUUUUUUUUUUUUCCCUCAAUAUUUUUAUCAGUUGCUGGAUGUAUUGAGAAUCUUUCUUAAUGUAAUUACAGAAAUUAACUUUUAUUACUGAAAAUGUUGACUAUUAGUUAAUGGGAGCGAUUUAUCUUUGUUUUUAGUGACUCAAUGUAACUUUAAUGGGCACUUUGGUGAACUGCAAGUGUCUUUUUUUUGUUAGUUUUUGAGAGGACGUUGGCAACAUUUGCGAUAUCCAAGUGGAGCAAAGAAGAGCUUUCCACCAUCGUUAAUUUUUUUUUUCCCUCUUCUGUUUUAUGUAAGGUGUCUAUGGACUGUACAUUGUGCUCAAUACUGUAACAGUGCACACACGCCUGAAGGUUGCAUUAUCACUUGCUGUCUAAAUUAGGGGUACAAAAAAGUAUCAAUAUGGCCCCACUCCUUCAUAGAUAUCCCCCAAAUAGUUGUUAGCGCUUGCAAGUGUUCUUUUAGGCAGCUUUCCCCAACUUUUUACCAAGGCUUCUUUUGGUUCUGAGCAUCUUGGUCUAGUUAUUUUGCUGCUUUUUUUUUGCUGCAUCAUGUGUAACUUGGAGCUGAUUUGUACUACUGGAUAUCUGACUGGAGCCACAGACAGGGAAUCUGUAUUCUAACUGAAACACAGCAUGGAAAUAACAUUAAACAAUCUAAAUUGAAAAAAAAA
This is a messenger RNA of Syngnathoides biaculeatus (alligator pipefish), 1998 nucleotides long. RefSeq names its product tyrosine 3-monooxygenase/tryptophan 5-monooxygenase activation protein, epsilon polypeptide 1 (gene ywhae1). The record is from RefSeq and is a predicted model, not a curated record. The transcript is spliced from 6 exons. Bases 207 to 974 code for a protein of 255 amino acids. Gene Ontology annotation, cellular component: cytoplasm. Gene Ontology annotation, biological process: signal transduction. Lineage: Eukaryota; Metazoa; Chordata; Actinopteri; Syngnathiformes; Syngnathidae.